AUGUCCUGCACUUUUCUAGCAUAUUUAUAUUUGUACCCCUGUUUAUUCCCGUUUUCAUUUUUCUUCGAUAUAAUGUUGUCUCCAACUUCCUGCUUCCCCCACAUAGUCAUUAAUACCCUACCCAAUUUGUCGUUGUCCCUAGUUAGCUCGUCAACGCGGGAUUUCCAAACGUCUUCUCUCUCGCGCAUGAUUUCAACAAUCUUGCUGUCGAUUUUCUUCGCAGCAGAAGUAUUAGCCUUGAUGAUAGCUUCAAGUCUCUUCUGUGUCAUAUGGUGGUGUGCUAUUUCGGCUUCCAUACGCGUCAUGUCUUUCUCAAGCCUCUCUUUGGCUGCCUGUUCUGCCUUGAGCUCUGCCGUAAGGACACUUUCCCGGUUCUUAGAGGCAGCCAAACGGGCCUGGAGUUCACUGCUAGGCCCUUGA
This is a messenger RNA of Trichophyton rubrum CBS 118892, 420 nucleotides long. RefSeq lists its product as uncharacterized. The coding region runs from base 1 to 420 and encodes 139 amino acids. The record is from RefSeq and is a predicted model, not a curated record. Lineage: Eukaryota; Fungi; Ascomycota; Eurotiomycetes; Onygenales; Arthrodermataceae. The transcript has a single exon.